UGGUUUUGGAGGGAGGGGGUCAGGGUGCUGGGUGGUGACAACAGACCUAAAUAAAAAUGUGGAAGUGAAAGUGUCAGCGGCAGUUGCUCUGUCACGCGGCAGUCAGAGAUGGACAAGUUCAAGGCUGUCCUGAGCAUCGCCAGCAAGCAGCCCAACCUCGGGUUUGUGGCCCUGCUGACGGCCGGGGGGGAGCAGAUCUUCUCCUCGGCGGUUUUCAACUGCCCCUGCAGCGACCUGAACUUCGUCUACGGCAUGGUGUUCCUGCUCGUGCCCGCCCUGGCGCUGCUGCUGCUGGGUUUCAUCCUGAGCCAGAAGACUUGGAAGCUACUGACGGGCGCAUGCCGGCGCGGGGCCGUGCAGUGCCGGUGGGGGGGGCUGACCGCCACCUGCAUGGCGCUCUUCCAGAUCAGCUUCGCUGCGAUGGUGGCCCCCUCCAGCUGGAUCGCGGUGGCCCUGCUUAACGGGAACUACUACGAGUGUGCGAUGACCGGGACCAACGUGAGCGCGUACGAAAGGCACCUGUGCGGAAAGACGAGCUCCCUGGGAAAGUGUCAGCAGCAGCUGCACAGGUACCCCUGCAGGACGGGCAGCGACGUCCCGGACAGGGAGGACGUUCUGCUCAGACUGAAAGCUCAGUCUCAGAUCAUUGGCUGGCUGCUCAUCACCUCCAUCAUGUUGUCCAAUCUGCUGCUGACCUGCGUGGCUCGGUGCACCUCCCCCAUCAGCUACCUGCAGCUCAAGUUCUGGGGAGCGUACGUCCAGGAGGAGAGCAACCUGAUGGAUUCAUACGGCGCCAAGCACGCCAAAGAGCUCGCCGAGAGGAACCUGAAGAGCUUUUUCGGCAAUAAACUUCCCGAGAACAUCAUCACCCCUUCCAACAAGGACUGGGAAAAUAUCUCCUCCCUCUACAAGUUCAGCACCAGAGACCACUACUACAGCAACCUGCACCGGUACGUGGAGAUCUGUCCGGAGGCCGACAACCGCAUGAUGAGGAUGGGCUCGACCAUGUUGAGCGAGGCCGCAGAAAACACCCCGGCUGUUCUCGAUUUUAUAGACGAAGGCAGGGUGGGGCUGCGAAGUGGUCUUUAAGCAUC
This is a messenger RNA of Anoplopoma fimbria (sablefish), 1094 nucleotides long. RefSeq names its product calcium homeostasis modulator family member 6 (gene calhm6). The record is from RefSeq and is a predicted model, not a curated record. NCBI's taxonomy places the organism in Eukaryota, Metazoa, Chordata, Actinopteri, Perciformes, Anoplopomatidae. The coding region runs from base 109 to 1089 and encodes 326 amino acids. Gene Ontology annotation, molecular function: monoatomic cation channel activity. The transcript is spliced from 2 exons.